Molecule: messenger RNA, 1196 nt
Organism: Galleria mellonella (greater wax moth)
Lineage: Eukaryota; Metazoa; Arthropoda; Insecta; Lepidoptera; Pyralidae
Product: pancreatic triacylglycerol lipase-like
Exons: 8
Coding region: 112-1119 (335 amino acids)
Molecular function (GO): lipase activity
Source: RefSeq, a predicted model, not a curated record
UCACAAUAUAUAAUAAAUAUGAAUAAUAAUGAGUCAUGGAAAAUCUUAAUUAAUUAAUCGCCUAAUAAAAGAGUGAGCUAGAUUGCAAUUUCGUUGACAAUACUGACAAACAUGGCGGCGUUUGGACUUCUGCUUCUUUUCGUUGUCGCUACUGUGUCAGCACUACCGGCUGACCCGGUUAUUCUGAAAUAUGACGAGAACCGGUUCGGAUAUGUCCGUGGACCGGACGGCACCCCACACCUGGUUGACUCGUGGAUGAAGGUCAGCGAUUUGAGUGAAACAGCGAGAUAUAAUCCUUUAAGGCAGAAUGUCUACCACCUUUUCACCAGGGAAAACCCCACUGUAAGCCAGCCUCUGCUGAUAGGAAACGUUGGACUUAUCGGCCUGACCAACUAUGAUCCGCAGCGUAGAACGAUCGUCCUUCUUCACGGCUGGCUAGACACGGCCACUGCUGACUUCAACGCUGUUCUAGUACCAGCUUUCCUGGAGGCUGAGGAUGUGAACAUCAUUGUGGUGGACUGGAGUGCUGGCUCGAACACUGCUAUUUACAUAUCCGCUAUUGGCAACACCGUGCGAUCAGGUGAAAGCGUGGCCGACUUCAUCAAUUGGCUCAAUUCGGUUACUGGCGUCACACCAGACAGAUACCACAUCGUGGGGCUGGGCCUUGGUGGUCACCAAGCUGGUAUUAUUGGUAGAAACGUGGACGGCGAGAUUGCGUACAUAACUGCUCUGGACCCUGCUUCGUACGGAUGGGUUCUCAACAGCAACAAAUUCAAACCUGAAGAUGGGCAAUACACCGAAGUGAUCCACACCAACGCCGGUGUCCAGGGCUACGUGGGAACCCUGGGUGAUGUCGACUUCUAUCCUAACAGUGGUGUUAACAUGCCCGGCUGUAUUACACCUGCUUGCGAUCAUGCCAGGUCCUACUUCUACUUCGCUGAGUCUCUGGUCAGCGGUGGGUUCACCGGUCGUCGCUGUGCCACCACCACUGCCGCUAUGGGAGGAGGUGUCUGUCUUGCGAGAGGCAAUCUGAAUUUGGGCGGCAUUGAGCCUAAGACUGGAUCUUCUGGAAUCUAUCACUUAAGGACCAAUUCUCGCCCACCAUUCUCAAGAGGUUGAAAUAUUAUGAAAUUGAAUUAAGACUUGGACUUAGUAAUACUUAUUAUUAUUAUAAAUAAAUAAAUAUUUUAAAUGCA